UCAUUGAAGAGCCAGGUGUCAAAAUGACCGAGCGCUUUGACUGCCACCAUUGUGAAGAAUCUCUCUAUGGCAAGAAGUACAUCCUGAGGGAGGAGAGCCCCUACUGCGUGGCCUGCUUCGAGGAGCUCUAUGCCAGCACAUGCGAGGAGUGCAGGAAGCCCAUCGGCUGCGACUGCAAGGACUUGUCCUACAAGGACCGACACUGGCACGAGGCCUGUUUCCACUGCUCGCGUUGCAAGGGCUCACUGGUGGACAAGCCCUUCGCCGCCAAGGAGGACCAGCUGCUCUGCACAGACUGCUACUCCCAUGAGUACUCGUCUAAGUGCCAGGAGUGCAAGAGGACCAUAAUGCCAGGUACCCGCAAGAUGGAGUACAAGGGCAGCAGCUGGCAUGAGACCUGCUUCAUCUGCCAUCGCUGUCAGCAGCCCAUCGGCACCAAGAGCUUCAUCCCCAAGGACGAGCAGAACUUCUGUGUGCCCUGCUACGAGAAGCAACACGCCCUGCAGUGUGUGCAGUGCAAAAAGCCCAUCACCGCCGGAGGGGUCACCUACCGGGAGCAGCCCUGGCACAGGGAGUGCUUUGUGUGCACGGCCUGCAAGAAGCCGCUGUCCGGGCAGCGCUUCACGUCCCGGGAUGAGUUUGCCUACUGCCUGGACUGCUUCUGCGACCUGUAUGCCAAGAAGUGCGCUGGGUGCACCAACCCCAUCAGCGGACUCGGCGGCACAAAGUACAUCUCCUUCGAGGAGCGGCAGUGGCACAACGACUGCUUCAACUGCAAGAAGUGCUCCCUGUCUCUGGUGGGCCGGGGCUUCCUCACCGAGAGGGAUGACAUCCUGUGCCCUGACUGUGGGAAGGACAUCUGAGUCGCCGGGUGACGCUGGCCACGCAGAUCUGCGUUUCCUUCCUCUGGCUCCCCGGCCGCGCCAAGGCUCCCUCUGUGCUUCUCAGUGAUGCUCACGUCUGUGUAAACCUUUCCAUCCUUUGUACUAGUCAGUCCCAGGGCGGGAGAAAAACCCUAUGGAAACCCUAGCGGGGAAGAUGGUUUUGAAUUUUUAUAAUCAAGCAAGGCAAAUCCACGAGCAGACUUCCUGUUGAAUGUCUUUGGACGUGUAUCUUUCUUUCACCGCCUAUUUAAUUUUUAAGUGCAAUUAACAUAUCACGAACUUGAAAGCAAUGGCGAGCUGGUACCCACGGCUGCGGCUGUAGCUUCCUUUGUGUAGGGCCCGCAGCGAGGUUGUAUGACUUGCAAUAAAGUGACCCGGCACAGUG
Molecule: messenger RNA, 1269 nt
Organism: Miniopterus natalensis
Lineage: Eukaryota; Metazoa; Chordata; Mammalia; Chiroptera; Miniopteridae
Gene: FHL2
Product: four and a half LIM domains 2
Biological process (GO): negative regulation of calcineurin-NFAT signaling cascade; negative regulation of transcription by RNA polymerase II
Cellular component (GO): Z disc; nucleus
Molecular function (GO): transcription factor binding; transcription coregulator activity
Source: RefSeq, a predicted model, not a curated record